Molecule: messenger RNA, 981 nt
Organism: Propithecus coquereli (Coquerel's sifaka)
Lineage: Eukaryota; Metazoa; Chordata; Mammalia; Primates; Indriidae
Gene: TNFAIP8L3
Product: tumor necrosis factor, alpha-induced protein 8-like 3
Exons: 2
Coding region: 20-634 (204 amino acids)
Biological process (GO): regulation of apoptotic process
Cellular component (GO): cytoplasm
Source: RefSeq, a predicted model, not a curated record
CCAGCAAGCAGCUCGCAGCAUGGAUUCGGAUUCCGGGGAGCAGAGCGAGGGCGAGCCCGUGUCCGCCGCAGGUCCUGAUGUUUUUAGUUCAAAGAGUCUUGCCCUUCAAGCCCAGAAGAAGAUUCUGAGCAAAAUAGCCAGCAAGACCGUGGCCAACAUGUUGAUUGACGACACCAGCAGCGAGAUCUUUGACGAGCUCUACAAAGUCACCAAAGAGCACACCCACAACAAGAAGGAAGCCCACAAGAUUAUGAAAGACUUAAUCAAGGUGGCAAUCAAAAUUGGGAUCCUCUACCGGAACAACCAGUUCAGCCAGGAGGAGGUUGUUAUCGUGGAGAAGUUCCGGAAGAAGCUGAACCAGACGGCCAUGACCAUCGUCAGCUUCUAUGAGGUGGAAUACACUUUCGAUAGGAACGUGCUCUCCAAGCUCCUGCACGAGUGCAAAGACCUGGUGCAUGAACUGGUGCAGCGACACCUGACGCCCAGGACCCACGGGCGCAUCAACCACGUCUUCAACCACUUUGCUGACCUGGAGUUCCUCUCCACCCUCUAUAGUCUGGAUGGAGACUGUCGGCCCAACCUCAAGAGGAUUUGUGAAGGAAUCAAUAAAUUGCUAGAUGAGAAAGUCCUUUGAAUGCCUUCCCUCCUCCUGGACUUUGCUGCUUUAACAUUACGGCACUCAACCACUGUCCGGGUGAGAAUCAAGUAGCUAAGCAGAAACCCUUGUCGAAGAUGUCCAUGUUCUGUCCAUUCCUCCCUCUGAUGCUGAACUUAGCUCAGGUGUGUUUAUCUUCUGAGCUCUCUGACGAGGUCUGUACUUAAAAUCACCUGUGUUUGCAAGCCCAACAGGACAUUUCACCUAUUCUAAGCAGAAAGGCUGCUUUGCUCAUCACAGUGAGCUCAGUUCAUCUUGUGGAGUGGAAAGAGCCCUGGACCAGGAGCCGGAGGAUUUGGAUUCGGUUCCCAGCUCUGCCCGUUACA